GAAUGAAACAUUCAAUUGAAACAUAAUUGAAUGAGUAAGCUGUAUAAUUUUCCUUAUACGCUGCAGCUUUAUGGGUUUACUUGUUUAUCGAUAAAAUUCGCUUUAUUGCAUUCUUCACAAGACGACGUAACGUCCAAUUUUGCCUCUACCAAACGUUCCAUUGUUGUCUAGUCUUGAGCCCGACGGAUAAAAACACAUAGGUAGACCUACAACUUUCGUCUACCGACACUGUCAACCGCUUUUCGAAGGAUUCCAAUUCUAAAUCUGUCGACUGUAAACAUAGACGCUUGCGCUUUCCGUCUGUGUCGAAAAAAAAAUAAAAAAUACGUGUCGGACAUUGAUAGGUUGUGAAUUGUGUAAUAAUUUGUGAGGAGUGAUAGCGCAUCACGUGACAUUUACGCCGGUAGUGAUACGUCGUUUGUUGUGAUAAGGAAUCGGGGAUUUUUGGACGCUGGUAUCUUUUUGGAGGGAGGAAAGAUGGACAGGACAAUGUACGGGAAGUUCCAACCCUCUGAUUGGUCGAAUCCUUAUCAGUGCACCAUCAGGAAUGGCACGUUGCCAGGAUGUAAGAGUAAACGUCCACAGAGAAAUCCAGAGGUUAAAAUCCCCAUCUACAUAGCAGAAGAUCAUCACAAGGUCGUGGAGUUCAUCCACGAGAUGAUCAAGCAAAAACGAUUGCCCAUAACGGGCAACAAUUUCAUACAUCUAGACUCCCACCCAGACAUGCUUAUACCCAAAGAUAUGCCUGCAGACUACGCCUUUGACAAGCUGAAGCUGUACGAAAGUCAUGACAUAGAAAACUGGAUAAUACCUAACUGUUACAAUGGCAUUAUCGAUAGAGUUGUUUGGGUUAAACCACCAUGGGCUAAUCAAAUAACAACGAAGAGUCAGAUAAUGUUUGUGGGUAAAUGUACGGAAACUGGAACCAUAAGAUUGGAAUGUAAGGAGAAUUAUUACAUAGCCGAGGGUCUGUACAAACCAAGAGACAAGCUGGAAGAUGUGAAAGAAAUCCGCUUAGAUUGUGUCACUUUGGGAAGUGCAAUUUUAAAGGAGAGUGAAGAUCUGUGGGAGAUGCGAUCUGAGACCAAGAGUAUCGGACAGAGUGGUUACAUACUAGAUAUCGAUUUGGACUUCUUCAGCACCCAAAACCCUUUCUUGAAUAUAUACGAUAAGGUAUUCCUUUAUCAAAGAUUGCAAGAGAUCUUUGCCUUCGAGUGUCCAGAGAGUUUGAGCGAUGAACACGUGUUGAAGGCCCAAGAAAAACGAUUGGCACAAUUGAAAGAGAUAGAAGAUAUCUUCAAGCAUCUUGAAAAGUUCAAAACGAUGCCAAAAUUCGAAGGACCAGACCCUGGACCACUGCAUUCCAAGGUGGCUGCCUUGGUGGAGCUACUCAAUCAAAAUUACACUAAAGAAGAGAUAGACUGGGAUUUAAUAUACUCUGCUGGUUGUACCAUUGAUGACCAUGAACUUCCCCAUCACGUGUCCACAGAUGAUGAGGUUGAUAUACUGAUCGAUAGUUUAAUAGACUUCUUGGCUACUUUCGAGGCGCCUCCGUUAGUUAUUACAAUAUCUAGGUCGUCUUCAGAUGAUUAUACUCCUCAGGAGCAAGUGGACGACAUUCAGGAUAAGGUUUUGAGUUUGUUAUACGCUAAAUUCUCUAAAUGUGAUGAUCCCAUUCUGGCGUUCCUGGAUGAAGACUACGACGAAAAAAAAGAUUGAAGAUUUGAACGUGAUAUUCUCGAGUUUUCAAAAUGUAUGCCUGAGUGUGUUUAGUGCUUUAAGAAUUCUGAAAAUGUAUUAUUUUAAUUUCGUUUCACGAAUUAUUUCAUUUUGUCACAAUGGUGCAAAUUCUAUUUUGUUAUAUCCUACCACAUUUUUCGUUCAAAAUAAAUCAUCAUAAUAAUAAUUUUGUAUCAAACCAAAAACGUAUGGAUGAUUGUAGAUUCCUCAAACUUUUAAGGUAACGUCCAGAUAAUUCUAGCAUUUAAUGAUAUUCAAAAAUGAGGUAAGUAGGCGGAAAACCUUGGCAAAUUUUCAUUGAUAUGUUCAAAUUGAUCAGUAAAAAUCAGUGUAAUGUAUCUUACGCGUUACAUUCUUUUGGUAGUGAUUUUUCUAUUAUUCAAUAGUGGAAGGAACUGAGUUAAACUUCACAAAAGAUGGUUUAUGAUUAAAAUCGCCGAUGUAUUGAUUUGGUGUUAUAGAACAGUGAUCUUAAUCGGAUUUGCCUUACUUACUAGUGUUUCAUUAGUUAUCGGUUAUAGCUGUGUAUAUCAUCAUUCAGUUUCUUCUUGAUUG
Molecule: messenger RNA, 2295 nt
Organism: Harmonia axyridis
Lineage: Eukaryota; Metazoa; Arthropoda; Insecta; Coleoptera; Coccinellidae
Product: UPF0489 protein C5orf22 homolog
Exons: 2
Coding region: 478-1719 (413 amino acids)
Source: RefSeq, a predicted model, not a curated record